Messenger RNA from Fusarium odoratissimum NRRL 54006, 516 nucleotides. RefSeq lists its product as uncharacterized. The record is from RefSeq and is a predicted model, not a curated record. The transcript has a single exon. NCBI's taxonomy places the organism in Eukaryota, Fungi, Ascomycota, Sordariomycetes, Hypocreales, Nectriaceae. The coding region runs from base 1 to 516 and encodes 171 amino acids.
AUGAGAGUACUCGCAUGCCAAAGCUCUGUUUCGGUUCAGCGGAUCCGAAAAACCGGUAUCAAGGAUAUUGUAGCUCGCCGUCUUUGCGGCAACUUGCGAGUUGCGCCGCUUUGUUUACUAUGGAGUCAAAGAGAUGAAGGAAAAUCCGUUCAGCAUCAUCCAGCUUAUUCAAGGACCCGAGCGAUGGUGAAUUGUGGCCACAUUCAUAUGCUUACUUUUGAGACACUCAGCUGUCAACCACCUAUCAUCGCCGACAUGUCGCCUUGGCGGGCACAUCAAGGAUGUUCUGAGGAACGUCUUGUCUUUCAGCCACGCCACGCGGCUCGUUUGCCCCAGUGCCAUGGACAGGGAAAGAGAGGGAAACUUGGUGAGCCACUACCACGAGGUCAAGCCAUUACAUCCACAACGACCCAUCAAUUCAAGGUGCUCUGGGCCAGCGAAACAGGACACCACGUCAAACGGCCUAUCAAUGAAACAUGGAAGAAUGAGCUUCUUAGUUCAGCACGGGAAAUUUAA